Messenger RNA from Monascus purpureus, 2978 nucleotides. Lineage: Eukaryota; Fungi; Ascomycota; Eurotiomycetes; Eurotiales; Aspergillaceae. The record is from the annotation of a GenBank genome assembly.
GCCAAUAUUGGCUGGUCUUCUCCUUGCCGAUUACUUCUCGCUUCCUUGCAUGCAGAACAUUUUCACUGCUCAUCUUCUCUCCUUUGGCAUUUUCUAUGCAGCCGUCGUCCUGUCUCCCACUGACUGCCUCCCUUACACCCCUAUACUUUCAGCUGUAUUUUCAUUCUUUUUUUGCAUUUCAGCUCUAUGUAUAUGUCUCUCAUUUACUGGCAUUUUCUUAUUGCUUGAUUCCUCUUCCGUUCUGACCAGGUUGAUCCUGUCGUCGUCAUCUUCUCGAUACCAUAUCGUCCGGUCGAAUAUAUUUCCCUCGAAGAUACUCGCUUUUUUUAAAUAGCCAUUAUCCUGAUUGCAGCGCGCUUUCUUUUAUGCUGCUAUAUUAUAACCGUCACGGUCACUCUCCCUUGCUCAGACCGAACCCCUGAUUGUUCCCGAUCUUUAUCUCUACAUCUUCGAAGCAGGUCUUCGUCGAUAUGCGAGGUUUCUUUGCUCGGGCUGCCAUUGUCCUUCUGGGCCUUUUGCCCACUCGCGUUCUCUCUGCCGACGUCCUUUCCACUGAUGGCUAUUCAUCCUGUCUUGCCAACUCCGAUAUACAAUUCCAAAGAUUAGACGCCACGUUUGAUCGCUCCACAGGCGUUGUCAACUUCGAUGUUCAAGGAACAAACUCAAAAGCACAGAAUGUUACUGGGCUGGUGACAGUUUAUGCUUAUGGUCAUCAAGUUUACACAACUGAUUUCGAUCCUUGUAGCCCUGACCAUUAUAUUGAGCAGCUUUGUCCCGUUCCCACUGGCACUUUCCAGGCCAGUGGAUCACAGCAGGUACCCUCUGAAUAUGCUAGCAAGAUACCCUCGAUUACCUUUUCAGUCCCCGACCUGGAUGGAGAGGUGAAACUGGAGCUGAAAUCCCAGAACGAUGGCUAUGAUGCUGCUUGCAUUACGUGCAACUUUAACAACGGCAAAACUGCCCAUGUACCCGCUGUAUCUUAUGCGGCUGCUGGUGUGGCAGGCGCUGCUCUUGUCAUGUCUGGAGUUUCGGCUAUUGGCGCUGUCGGUGCUGGCAACGCCGCAGCGGCCUCGAAAGGUCCCGGUUUCGGUGUUAUGAUGGGAUGGUUCCAUUCAAUGGCGACAAAUGGAAUGCUCAGCGUCAAUUACCCCCCGAUAUACCGUAGCUUUACGAGGAAUUUUGCUUUUAGCACCGGUCUGAUCCCAUGGGCCGAAAUGCAGCGGUCUAUCGACAGCUUCAGACAGCAUACAGGCGGAAACCUUACUGGCGAUAACUAUGAAUACCUCCAGAAUUCCACGUUGAUAUUUUCGAGUGGAUCUUCUUCAAAAUCGAAACGGGCAUUUGAUUUCAUCACUGGGGCCUAUGAACUGCUACCUCGGGAUUUUUCCACUUCGACCGACUUGAAUUCAACUAGCGACAACUCCACCAGUAGCAGCGACGGUUCCCAUAAUAUCUUUACCGUUUCUGGUAUCAAAGCAGUCUCGGAGCAACUGACCAUUCCUCAUUCGAACACCUUCAUGACAGUUCUUUUAAUAUUCGCCAUUGUGGUCGCCGCAAUCGUCGUGGGCAUUUUGCUCUUCAAGGUCAUCUUGGAGUUGUGGGCUCUGCAUGGAACUUUUCCACGGAAACUCUCGAAUUUCCGCAAAGACUACUGGGGCCUAAUGGCUCGAACUAUAACCAACUUGAUUUUAAUUCUGUACGGCAUUUGGGUGUUAUAUUGCAUCUAUCAAUUCACUAACGGUGAUUCGUGGGCUGCCAAACUUCUUGCGGCCGUCACACUGGUCGCUUUCACCGUUAUUCUGGCGUUUUUUUCAUUCCGUAUUUGGCAGUUGGCUCGCAGGUAUAAACGAGCUGAGGGUGACGCGUCUCGUUUGUAUGAAGACGAAGAGACAUGGCGCAAAUACAGCCUCUUCUACGAAAGUUAUAAAAAAGAUUAUUGGUGGGUUUUUAUACCCAUUAUCGUGUAUUCCUUUGCAAAAGGCUGCAUUAUUGCGGCUGGCAACGGUCACGGACUCGCUCAAAGCGCCGGUCAACUCAUUCUCGAGGCGCUGCUGCUAAUUCUCCUGUUGUGGAAACGACCGUAUGUUGCCAAGUCGACUCAGUGGAUUAACAUCACGAUCCAGGUAGUCCGUGUUAUAUCCAUCGCUUGUGCCCUGGUUUUCGUGGAGGAACUGGGCUUUAAUCAGACUACCAAAACUGUGACUGGAGUUGUUGUUAUGGCCAUCCAGUCCGCGCUUACAGGUAUCCUGGUUAUUCUCAUGGUUGUGAAUGCUCUCAUUGCAUUCAUUAGGGAAAAUCCUCACGUAAGGCGGAGGAGAGAAGCCAAAAAAUUGAACCAUGAUAUGGACGACUUAACGCCUUUGGAUGCGCGGGAUUCGCUCCUCAUAGACCAUCGUCCUGAUGUGAAGGAUCAGCGAGAACUAGGCAAAUUCAACUAUCCCAGUCCGUACGAGCCUUACCGGGAUCAGCCUCUAGCCAGGGCAGGGCACAAUCCUACUGGGAGCACCGACCGUUUGGUUGAUACGUACUAUGCUGAACCCAAGUUGGACCGAAGUUUGAGUCGCGAUAGUCAGCGAACUGGCCGCAGCGGCUCUCCUGAAAAUUACAAACCAGUCAAUAACCCCCACUAUGGUCUUGCAAUUUGAGCCAGGCGGCGUGUGAAAUUAUUGGCUAGCGAUUAUGUUCUGUUUAUAUCUUUUCUGUUUUGUUUGAAGUGUAGCCUAGGUGUUGUUGGACCUUUGCGUAUCUGAAUAUUUACUCCCUCCUUACUGGACUUCCCCUCCAAGACUUUUUGCUCGGUAUCAAGUUCCCUUACGCAUUAUUUACUUGUUUUCCCGCUUCGAUGUUUUCCUUAUUCUCCCUUUUUAUUCGGCGAAAUGCAUACAUCCUUUGGGGUUUAUUUCGAAGGCGAGCCCCACCGUGGACUCCAAAGUACCUAAACCGAGUCAUACUGUCUUCUGGAUACUCACUACAGAAAU